GUCUGACGUCAUUCCCGGGAUGUGACGUCAGGAUCAGGUCGACGCUGAUUGGUCCUUCAAAAAAUAAACAUGUUUACGGUUUAUUAAACGAGAUAAACCGACGUCGUGAACGGCCCUGGUUAUCUCUGAAGCGAGCAUAGAGUCAAAUAACAUUUUUAAAAUGCAUCUGGUAAAUUGAAAACAUCACGGCCACAAGUUUCUGAGUAAAUCUCAGUUUUGUGAGUUGUUUCACUUUGAGAUUUUGACUUGGGCUGACAACUCAAACUGAGGCCAGCUUGCAAGGCGGCGGCGAUGGCGGAGAGCGGUGACAACACGGUGGUGGCCGGGCAGCUGCGGCGCAUGCUGGCCUGCCUGGCAUCCUACCGUGUCGAGCCGCUGGUGUUCACGGUCACACUGGCGGGGACGCUGAUAAUGGCCACCUCACAGAACCUGCUGAUGGACCGGGUGUGCUCGGUGGACCUGGGUUUGAACGACACUGUGUGCGCAAACAUCACCCAGCCAGAGUACAAGGAGUAUGAGAACCACGUCCAGACCAUCGCCAACCGACUGGUGCUCUACAAAAACCUGAUCGAGCUGGUUCCCGGCGUGCUGUUCGCCCUGUUCAUGGGCUCCUGGAGUGACAUGCACGGACGCAAGUUGCCGCUGCUGCUGCCCAUGGCCGGCUCGGUGGUGACGUGCGCCGUGUACAUCGUGUUCUCUAUCGUCACCUCCAUGCCGGCGAAGUACCUGCUGGUGGCCAGCGUGCCGACUGCUCUGACGGGAGGCAACACCAUCUUCCUGAUGGCGGCGUUCAGCUACGUAGGCGACAUCACGGGUCAGGAGAACCGCACCGCUCGGCUGGGCGUGCUGGAUGUCUGCUUUCUGGGACCGCUGGCCAUCGGGUUUGUGGUGUCUGGCGCCGUGGUACAGAGACUCGGGUAUGUGCCUCUGUACUGCGUGGCCGGAGGACUGAACGUACUGGUUCUACUCUACGGCGUGUUCCUGGUCCCUGAGUCGAGGAGUUCGGAGGACCUGGCCUCCGCGGCGGCUGCGACUGGAUCGGUGCUGAGCAAGCAGAACAUCUGUCGCGUAGUCCACACCUGCUUCCGUCCAAGGCACGGCUACAACCGCUCCACGAUGCUGCUAGCGAUGGCCGGAUUCGUGAUACACCAGAUGACCUUCAGCGGGGAGUCCAACAUCGUGCUACCGUACGUGAAGCGUGUGCUGGCCUGGAACUACGCCCAGUACUCCACCUACGUUACCGUCGUGCUGGUCGUCUGUAUGUUCUAUAACCUGGUGGUGUUGCCGCUGCUGAGUUUUGUCUGCGGCAUCCGCGACUCGACGAUCGGCGUGGUCUGCUCUGUGAUGCGUGUCGUCGGCCUGGCGCUGCGCGGUGUCGUCACCACCACCCGACUCUUCUAUGGCGCCACUCUGCUGGGCCUGCCCGGCUCCCUGGUCAGCGUUACACUACGCUCCAUUAUCUCCAAAAACGUCGCCAAGGAGGAACUUGGCGUGGUGUUCUCCUUCCUGGCGGCGGUGGAGUCGGUGUGUUCCGUGGCCACAUCGUCAGCGUUCCUGCUGCUCUAUAACGCCGUGCUGGAGCACGGGCCGGGCGUCGUCUGGUUCAUAGCGGCGGGAAUCACGUCACCCACCCUGAUCAUCCUGCUCUGGUGCGCCUACCGCGAGCGUCGCGGUCAGGUGGGCUACAGCCAGGUCAUCAGCGAACAGGAGGCAAGGGAGGCCGAACGGGACGCACAGCGACUGGCUGAGGACGACGCCAGCGACACAAUCAUCUUCGAGAACUGAGGUGUGGUAGGAGGACGGCGUGUUCAGCGACUCAGAGCUCAGCCGGCGGCGCCGUGGGGAAGGAGAGGCACCACCUGUCAGUAGGGAGCACAAAUGGCCGCCGACCUGACCUCGGCUGUGAGCGUUGGCAACCAUCAUCUCCGGCGGGACGCACUUGACCGAUUUCAUUCUGGUAGGAUUCCUCCUCCUACUGCCUUCUCUGAGGUUGUGCCUCACUGGCUUUGUGCCUAUCUCUGCCUCUGUUCCUCACAGGUCAUGUCUCACUACAUCUGUGCCUCUUCACAACGGUCGUGGCUCACUGCCUUAGUGCCUGUCCACACCGCCACACCCUGAGUAUGGGCAGUGGCCACCCUGACAGGUGCCUAUCUGACGGUUCUGUCCGCCGUGACUGGGACUAGAGUAAUAGUUGUAGCAUUUAGUAGACGUCACGAGUGGCGUAGGUAGGCUUUGGUAUUAGACAUAGAAUGACUGUAGUCUGAUAAACCGCCAUCCGUUUAGGGGGUGGAGGCUGGCAUUACAUGUAACUAGGUGGGUGGUGUGUGGUGGUUGGGCUUUGCUGCCUAGUGUUUCUACAAAUCGUGAUAGCAGCUUCAUAUCGUUUUUAUUAGGUUUUGCCGUUGUUUUUUGGUCUGUUUCAGUGUAGGUAAAGUACUCUUACCUAGGCAAAGUAGGGAACGUUCUUUUCGCCUCUAAGGUUAGGGCAUUUGCUAAAAUUGCAUAAUAGUAGGGUGAAUAGUAAAGAAAGCCUCACGCCGGAUAGAGGUCAUACAAUAUAGAGCAAUCCCUCUUACAUAACGCAUGUUUUUUUAUUUUAUACAGACCUAGAUAGCUGCUUUUAGACUCAUUCACUCUGCUAGGUCAUGACAAUGAUAUAGCUUGAGGGAAGGGCUCGUGCCUCAAUGCCUGUACGGUAUUGACACUCAUAUUCUUUUGUAGGUUGUGAUAUAGCAUUUCUAGUGAAUCCGCUGUAUAUCGAUGACUGAUGUUUCCCGUUGCAUGUCUUACUGCGCGAUGUGAUUGGUGGCGAACGAACCGAGUUCUGUUGAUUGCAGCGAGUCUUCCAUCAGUCGAUGCAUGGAUUGGCGUGGUCAUGAAUGUUUCUGCAUGAAUGUAAGGCACGUUGGUCGGUUCGAUGUUCUGUGAUGAGACUUCAGUUAUAGGCUGUACAAAAGUGACCGCGAUCGAGGUAGUCGCUGAUACCGUCAGCUCAAUUUACAUCUAUCGAUAAGCAAUAGUUCAUGCUUCAUACCUCGUGCAGUGUUCACUCCUUGGCUCGGUGAUAAUCAAAGACAUGGAAUCACUGUCGUACGCGACGUUGGUGCCUACACCCAUAUACCCGUGCUGAACAAAUAGAUUGAUGGUGAUCCUUUCUCUACACUCCUAAUCAGUUUGCUAGUCUCAACUGAACUAUCCUCAACAGUCAAAGACAUAAGUUUAAGCAUAAACUCUGUUGACCGUGUUAGUUGUACAUGUUAUGAUUUUACACAAAACUCCAUCCGUUACAGUCCUCCGAAACGUGUGAAAUACGUGCUAUGGUACUGUGCUAUGAUUGCUGCUGAAUGAGUGAAGUUGUAUUGGAAAAAGUCGAUGCGUGAUUGAAACUGUGAAGCGAUGAUCGUGUCAUGUUGCAUGACCUUAGUGUGAUUUUAAUGUGAUUUCUUUGCUUGCAUUUAUGUAAUGUCUUUGACAUUAUGUCUGACAGCUUAAUUUUAUGAAACGCACCGCA
This is a messenger RNA of Amphibalanus amphitrite, 3511 nucleotides long. Its product is annotated as solute carrier family 46 member 3-like. The coding region runs from base 292 to 1785 and encodes 497 amino acids. Lineage: Eukaryota; Metazoa; Arthropoda; Thecostraca; Balanomorpha; Balanidae. The record is from RefSeq and is a predicted model, not a curated record. The transcript is spliced from 12 exons. Gene Ontology annotation, cellular component: membrane. Gene Ontology annotation, molecular function: transmembrane transporter activity. Gene Ontology annotation, biological process: transmembrane transport.